AUGCUCAACACACUCACCAUCCGUGCUCUCCUCCUGUGCGUCACCACCACGGCGUUUCCCACCGCUGCGUACUUCGAAGGCGACGGCACCACCUACACACUCGGUGGAGUGAGCAGCGGCAACUGCAAUUUGAUGUCUUGGAACAGCAUUGCGGCUACGAAUUAUGCGGCACUGAACAACGAACAGUGGAAUAACUUGGGAAAUUGCGGUCGCUGUGCUCAAGUUUCGUGCAUUGACGAAGCAUGCGAAGAUCAGACAGCGACUGCCAUCGUCCAGAUCGUAGAUCGCUGUCCUGAAUGCAAAUACGGGGACUUGGAUCUAUCGCCGUCAGUGUUCAGGACUAUCACAGGUUCGGAUCCGAGCCGUCUAUCGAUCCGAUGGCAGUUUGUAGACUGUCCAAACCCAGAGACCCUGAAGAUCUGCCUCAAGACCGGUAGUAAUGGUUUCUGGAUCGCUGUACAACCAACAAAUGCUGUAAUAGGAGUCAAGAGCGUCAGUAUCAAUGGCAACACUGCGUCGAUGAUUAGCGGUGCAUACUACUACCUCAUCACUAGCUCAUCAGAGGUUGAUCUCACCGCUGUAGAGGUUUCAGUCACCUCCAUGGAUGGUCAAGUUAUUGAGGGGAUGUACUCGUUAUCUGCAGGUCAAUGCACCGACACCAACCUCCAAUUCGAAACAACAUCAGCAACACCCGCAACUACAAAUCCAACCACUGCUCCCUCAACGAGCGCCCCAACGGUAGUGCCUACUACGACCGCCCCACCAACAAUUGAGACCACAGCCCCAACAACCACGGCACCACCGGCGACAACUGCCCCAAUCAAGUGCUAUAUGCGCCGAAGUCGUCACUGA
Molecule: messenger RNA, 852 nt
Organism: Phytophthora nicotianae INRA-310
Lineage: Eukaryota; Oomycota; Peronosporomycetes; Peronosporales; Peronosporaceae
Exons: 1
Coding region: 1-852 (283 amino acids)
Source: RefSeq, a predicted model, not a curated record